AUGACGUUGAAGAAAGACAACUCCCUGCAGCACCAACACAAGCGCAACAAUCAUGCCAAGUUCACCGUUUCAACGAAAAACAAUCGGGCCGUUCGCUUCUCGAUCAAGCCAUCACCUGAGCUUGUUGGAGACAGCUUCUUGCAGUCCACGGACAAGCGUCGGCGAUACAUGCGUCGAGGAUCCCGGUCUCCGAACAUGUUGGCCAUCCAUGCCGUCCGCUCAUCUCGAGAGGUUGCAAAUCUAGAAGCCCACGAUCGGCAACAGGAAAAGCUCGAACAGAAACAACGACAGCAGCAACAGCAGCCCUCACUGCACCACGUAAUUCGUCGUUCCUUCUCGUUACCGAUGAGCGGCUCUCCUGCCACGACUCCCACGCAGCCAUGUUUGCUUGCAUAUGGCGUCAAGACUCAACCAGAGACGGUAGACCAUGAACUGGCUCAGUCGCUCCGCCAAAAGACCAGCCUUACAAAUGCUCAAAAGCGUCGCCUCUCGUUGGAGAUUUUAUCUCGUGUCCAACUGGAGGCUGUCGAAUUGGCCAGUCAUUAA
Molecule: messenger RNA, 546 nt
Organism: Seminavis robusta
Lineage: Eukaryota; Bacillariophyta; Bacillariophyceae; Naviculales; Naviculaceae
Source: the annotation of a GenBank genome assembly